Molecule: messenger RNA, 2862 nt
Organism: Sphaerulina musiva SO2202
Lineage: Eukaryota; Fungi; Ascomycota; Dothideomycetes; Mycosphaerellales; Mycosphaerellaceae
Exons: 2
Coding region: 220-2139 (639 amino acids)
Source: RefSeq, a predicted model, not a curated record
AUUGGUAUUCCAUCAAUCUUCUCAAUUGGGCACUAGUGUGGUGUGUGGUUCCAACACAGUCCCAGUUCCCUUCCAGUCUUCCUUCUCGGAAUAUCCUAACAAGACCACUUCCUCACCCGUAUACAAACACACAACUCUCACCAAUCGAGCUGCCUGCGAUAGAAUUCCACGCCCCGACUGGUACCACCAGACACACUCGCUCACCUCACCACGCUCACUAUGGGCGGCUUCCUCGACCGCAUCUUCGAUACGUCGAGCAGUCACCGCGACCACCGCCAUGGCCUGACCGACGAGAUGUCCCGACUGCUGCCCACGCACCGAGAGGCCAACGUCUCGUCGGCGUUCCCCGCCAAGGCCGUCACCUUCGUCGCCCUCCGCCUCAAAUACCAGCUCGAGCAGGUCAUUCCCUGCGAACUGCCCGAAGAACGCAUCACCGCUCCGCACAGCGGUGUCAUCACGCCCGCCGUCAUCAAAACUGCCAAGUCCGCCGGCAAAGUCUCCGGCUCCGAAGAGGACUACGGAUCUGCCGUCGUGUACUGCCUGCUCAUCGUAAAGCAUUGGUUCAAGAGACAGGCGCUGCUCGAGCUGUGGGAUGCAGACCUCCAUGAACUGCGAGCGACUGCAUGCGAAAUGAUCGCUAAGCACAUCAUCGAAGACGAAGAUGACAAUGAAUACCUCAUGCAGGAGGUCCUGCUGAAACGCUACAGCAUUGUUGUCGAUGGGGAAGAUACGCACCCUGCGAAUGCGAUAGAAAAGGCCGUCGAUCUGCAUGCUGUGCGGGUGAUAGGGAGCUCGGGCUAUCAAAAAUGCAUUUCACAUCUAUGGCGGGGCUGGCUGGUGCAGGAUGAGGAGGAUCCGAGCAGGUUCACCGACUACAAGCUGAAGACGAGCACCAACUACUGGGACCAUUUCGAUCCAGAUCGCAUGCGAGUGCCACAGUAUCAGAACGGACUGCAGAUUUUCAUCUCGCUCGCUUUUCUUGCUCUCUACACUGGUGCCAUCAAUACCAUCAACGCGGGAGGUGAACUGGAUAUUGUGGAAGGCCUGCUCUACCUCUUCACCGCCGGCUUCAUCGCAGAUGAGCUCUCCAAGUUCCUCAAGAUUGGCCGCUUCUACUUUGGCUUCUGGAAUGUCUUCAACCUGACUCUGUACGCCCUACUCUUGGUGUCUUUCGUUCUUCGCAUGAUAGCCCUGGGCCAUCAAUGGAACUCACCUAGACGAUUCCAUCUCAACGAACUAUCCUACAACUUUCUCGCCUUCAGUGCGCCCAUGUUCUGGACGCGCAUGAUGCUCUACAUGGAUAGUUUCCGCUUCUUCGGCGCCAUGCUGGUCGUGCUGAAGGUCAUGAUGAGGGAAUCUCUCAUCUUCUUCGCCCUUCUCAUCGUGGUCCUGGCUGGUUUUUUCCAGGGCUUCAUUGGAAUGGAUCAAACCGACGGCAAUAUCACAGCCUCCAACUUCAUCACCAAGAUGAUGCUCAACGCCAUCAUGGGCUCACCCGAAUUCGACGAUUGGGACAACUUCGCUCCACCCUUUGGCAUUACCCUCUACUACAUUUACAACUUUGUCAUCAUUGUCAUCCUCCUCAAUAUUCUCAUCGCUCUCUACAAUAGCGCAUACGAGGACAUCACUGGAAACGCGACCGACGAGUACCUUGCCCUGUUUGCCCAAAAGACAAUGCAGUUUGUUCGAGCUCCUGAUGAGAAUGUGUUUAUUGCGCCUUUCAAUCUCAUCGAGAUCGUCUGCUUGAUCAUCCCCUUCGAAUGGUGGAUGCCGCGAGCAAAGUACGAGAAGUUGAACGACUACGUCAUGGGCGUCAUCUACUCGCCUCUCCUCCUGGUCACCGCAUUAUUGGAGACUCGAACCGCACGGAUUGUCAAGUUCAACCGAUCAAGGCAAGAGUCUGAUGAUGACACCAUCGAAGUGUGGGAGCAACUGGAACCCGAACUCGACGUGGAAGGCACGGGCUGGUCUAAGAGAGUGGACGAUACUUCUCCAAAUGUCGUUGUCGAUGGCACAUUGCUCGAAGUGAGGAAGCUGAUUGAUGAAGUCAAAGAGCUGAAGACUAUGCUCAGGGAACUCACACCUGCCCCAGAGAGUCGGCCGACGAAUGGAUCGCCUAGCACCGGGCAGGCGUCUUAGUAUGAUGCAUGUGAUCUACUGAAAAGUGGUUUCGAUCAGGAAUCGAUAGAUGCGCGAGUAGCUGCAACCGUGCCGGACAAGCCUACAAGGAGGGCAAGCACCGGUCCGAUACCUGUUAACAGGGGCUGGUGGAAGGGAGCUCCGAGCUCAACGUAUAAGCGAAACUGAAGGAGUGGUAGUGGAACGACGAGUUCGCAAGGAGUAAGAUCACCCGACCCCAAACCCAAGAAACCAAUGCGAGAAUUGCCUACGGAGGAAAUACCAUCUUCUCGGAUCACCGUUGUAUCUCUAUCAAUUGAUAUUCCUUCAGUUCAGGAGGAACUAAUGCAGCAGGAAAAAUUUGGGUAAUACAACUCCCACAUCCAAUCUGGAAUUCCGGCCCCAUUCACCGCCUAGAAGCUCAUGGAACGUGAAUGGGCCAGGAGGUGGAUAGUGUAGGCAUUCCAGAUUGAAUAUGGGAGUUGCAUUCCUGCAAGUUCUCCUGUUGCAUUAAUUGUGAUUCCUGUGAGUUUGCAAGGAUUGAGUGAGUCUAAUGUAGUAAGCUAAUCCCGAGGAUGACGAGUAAUGGUCUUGAAACUCGGUGGCGUUCGGGUCUGGUGGUGUUCGGGUCUAGAGGCUUAGCGGGCAGGUUCCCGUGCUGUCAAUAUGCAUAGAAUGAUACCAGUGAUGAUAAUGAUGAUAAUGAUUCAUUUGUGGAUUUAGUGUACAGCUUUUCAUAGCAGC